This is a messenger RNA of Zea mays, 1594 nucleotides long. Its product is annotated as Ubiquitin-like superfamily protein. Gene Ontology annotation, cellular component: nucleus. The record is from RefSeq and is marked predicted. The transcript is spliced from 3 exons. The coding region runs from base 52 to 1428 and encodes 458 amino acids. Lineage: Eukaryota; Viridiplantae; Streptophyta; Magnoliopsida; Poales; Poaceae.
GCGAGAGCUAGGGUUUCGUGCGCCACUGCCACUUCCGGUCUUCCGCCCGCCAUGGCCGAGGCCCCCACGUAUCAGAUCCUGGUGCGUCUCCUCGACGGGCGCACCACAUGUCUUCGCUUCUCCACGCCCACCGUCUCCGGCGCCGUGCUCCUCGAAGCUGUCGCGUCUAUAUCUCGCGUCCCCGCCGCCGCCCUCCGCAUCGUCACCGGCCGCUUCGACGUCUCGCCCUCCAACGUCCUCACCUCAUCAGCUGAUGGCCAGUUCCCCUCCGCCUCCGCGCUCCUCCGCCUUCGAGGAGGCAAGGGCGGGUUCGGCUCCCUCCUCAGAGGGGCCGCCUCCAAGGCGGGGCAGAAAAAGACUAGCAACUUUGACGCCUGCCGCGACAUCAACGGUCGCCGCCUCCGCCACGUCAACGCUGAGCGCCGCCUCGAGGAAUGGAAGGCCGAGGCCGGGGACCGCCAUCUAGAAAAGCUCGCCGAGAACUUCAUCAAGAAGAAGGCCAAGGAGGCGGGCCGCCGCGGCGGACCCUCAGCUGCUGAGGUGGACAAGUACCUGGAGAAGUACCGCAAGGAUGCUGAGAUCUGCGUCAACGCGGUUGAGGAAUCCGUACGUGCAUCUCUUGGAAAGAGGAAGACCGCCCCUAAGCCGCCCUCUGGCGCAGACGCUAAGAAGCUUAAGAUUUGGUUGGGAAAGAACAAAGUAGAAGAAGAUGAAAGUGAUAGCGAUAGUGACAGUGACAUGGAUGAUGAGGACAGUGAAGAUCAGGAGAGCGCAGAUGCAAAAUCUCUCGUAGUUGAUGAAGGCAAUUGCUCAAAUGGAUCCAUAAAAAAUGAGAAACUUGAUCUGGGUUCUGUUUCUGGAUCACAUUCAGAAGGAGAGUCCUCAGGGGAAAAGUCCCAACCGACAACAAAAUCAGGAGCUGAAGGUGGUGACUUUGAAUCUGAUGGCAGUGCAGAGCCUGAAUUAGGAAUGGUGGAUCAUCCCAUUCCUGUGAACAAUGCUGUUGCUGCUGCUUCAGAAGAAGUGCUGAAAUCAGAUGAAGUGACAGCAGAUGAGGAUAACACUACUUCAGCAACUUCAAACCAAAACAAUCCAGUGGUACCACAAGUUAAAGAAGCGCUGAAAGCAGACGAGGAUAACAGUGCUUCAGCUACUUCGAACCAAAACAACCCAGAGGUGCCCAAAGUAGAAGAAUAUGCCGAUGCCAGCAAAUCUUAUUCAGAGCCAUUGGACCUUGCAAAGUACAGUUCAGCUGUAGAAUUGGAGGUGCUUGGUCUGGAGAAGCUAAAAAUAGAGCUGCAAUCUCGUGGAUUAAAAUGUGGUGGAACUUUACAGGAGCGAGCUACCCGACUCUUCCUUCUGAAGACAACUCCAUUGGAUAAGUUACCAAAGAAGCUGCUUGCUAAGGCCGCUAUUGGGGGGAAGUGAGAAGCUGUAUAAACAAGUACUGAUGGUGCAAUGCUUAAGUUUUUUCUUUGACGAUGUAUGGAAAUCUGUUGUGGUGUAAUCACGUGUUACAAGCCCUUGGUGUGGCAUUGACGAUUAAUGAUGUGUCUGUAUCUACGUAUAUGCUAAUCGUUACCUUUGAAGCCCC